AUGUGGAAAAACUCCCACAGAACGGUCAAAGCUGCAGAUAAUCGUCAUGUUCAUAUGAUUACUUCUUGCAUAUAUUUUCCUAGUGUCUUCUAUAGAACAAGGCGAACCCCUGAAAAAUUUCGACAGCUCGAUAAAGUAUUAAGGUUAAAAAUUUUUUGGCCCGAUAGUGAGGUGCUACGAAAACAUCGGAUAACAAGAUCUAGACUGGUGGAUCAGCAGACCCUCCGAGGUUCUGGGUCCGGACCACUUUUCCCCGUGAACAGACUCCCGAGUGUCUUGUCCCACGGCAAUUGGCUUGUCGCUGGAGUGGUGCUGAUGAGGUAG
This is a messenger RNA of Botrytis sinoallii, 324 nucleotides long. RefSeq lists its product as uncharacterized. NCBI's taxonomy places the organism in Eukaryota, Fungi, Ascomycota, Leotiomycetes, Helotiales, Sclerotiniaceae. The record is from RefSeq and is a predicted model, not a curated record. The transcript has a single exon. Bases 1 to 324 code for a protein of 107 amino acids.